AACUCAUGAACCAUGAAUUGUUUUGUGUGGAAGUGAGAAAAACGACAAGGAGAACAAUUGUCAGCCCACAUCUUCGCGGGUGCAAGAAAUUUCUGGAAGCCUAUAUUUGCAUGCAGUAUGUUAAAUGGGUACUCUCAACACUUUCUCCACGUGAAGGACGGGACCUGGGUGGUCAGCUGGAUUGGCCCAUCACAACAUCGGUUGUCAGUCCGCUACAUUCUCCGUUUCUCAAACCGCUAGCUAGCUGACAAGCUACUCACACCUCCGCUUGAGAAGAAGGAGCCUCUUCAUUUUAACUUGAGUCGAAAAAACACAUCAAGGAACAUUUCCUGCUGAAGUUCCCAUCUGAUGGCGCAGUGGUUGGCAGUUUUGGUGAAGAGGCACCAUGUUUCCUUGUCAUGUAACCCCCUGGCCCUCUGCUGAGCCUCCAGCAUCCUGUGGCAGUCAUGCACCCCAAGUGCAUCCCUCACAUCCUCUGCCUGAUCUGCUGUGCAGCUGUCCUGCUCCACCUUUAAACACCCACUCUGAGACGCCCUCCCCGGACCCCAUGGAGUCCCUCAUCGUUGUCACAGAAUAUGAACCCACAAGACCACCUGGAGAGGACGGGGAGGAGGAGGUAGAAGAAAUGGACAGUUCUGAGACGCCUGAGCCAACUUCCUCUACAGCGGCACCUUUCCGGACUCCAUCCUGCGACCUGCUGUCCCAUACAGUCGGUCGGCCAGAGGCCCUGCUGCCCGAAAGCCAAGAGCAAAGGGGCAGAUUAAGCCUGUCUGACAGAAAACUUUCUCUGCAAGAGCGCUCACACACUGCAGCAUCCCCUUGCAGCUCGCCUGGACUUAAUGGACGUUAUAUUUACCCAUCACUGCCUUACUCCCCUAUAACAUCCCCUCACUCGUCUCCACGCUUGCCCCGCCGACCCACUGUGGAGUCCCACAGUGUCUCCAUCACAGAUCUCCAGGACUGUGUUCAGCUCAACCAGUACAAACUGAAGGAUGAGAUUGGAAAGGGCUCCUAUGGUGUUGUAAAGCUGGCUUACAAUGAGGAUGACAACACAUACUACGCGAUGAAGGUGCUGUCCAAGAAGAGGCUGAUGAGGCAGGCAGGUUUCCCACGGAGACCACCCCCUCGUGGUGCCAGAUCUGUCCCCGAGGGUCCUGCUCAGCCCAAAGGUCCACUAGAGCGAGUUUAUCAGGAAAUUGCUAUUCUUAAAAAACUGGACCAUCCCAAUGUAGUUAAACUAGUCGAGGUUUUGGAUGACCCCAGCGAAGACCAUCUGUAUAUGGUGUUUGAGCUGGUGAAGCAAGGGGCUGUGAUGGAAGUCCCGACAGACAAACCAUUCAGUGUGGACCAGGCCCGGUUUUACUUUCAGGAUCUUCUCAGGGGAAUUGAGUUUUUGCAUUACCAGAGGAUCAUCCACAGAGACAUUAAACCCUCCAACCUACUGGUGGGAGAAGAUGGACAUAUUAAGAUUGCAGACUUUGGAGUUAGUAACCAGUUUGAAGGAGCGGAUGCCCUGCUGACCAGCACAGUGGGAACACCUGCUUUCCUUGCCCCUGAAGCGCUCUCUGAGACCAGAAAGAAUUUCUCUGGGAAAGCAUUGGAUGUUUGGGCCAUGGGAGUAACACUGUAUUGUUUCGUCUUUGGAGUGUGUCCUUUUAUGGAUGAACGUAUCCUCAGUCUUCAUCAAAAGAUCAAGACACAACCUGUGCUGAUACCAGAGCAGGCCGACAUAUCGGAUGAUCUCAAAAAUUUGUUGUUGAAAAUGCUGGACAAGAAUCCAGAAACCAGGAUAUCAGUACCACAGAUAAAGGUGCACCCAUGGGUGACGAGGCAUGGUGCAGAGCCUCUUCCUCCUGAGGAUGACAACUGCUGCAUGCUGAUUGAGGUGACUGAGGAGGAAGUGGAGAACUCUGUUAAACACAUCCCAAGCCUGGCAACAGUGAUCCUGGUGAGAACCAUGUUAAGGAAGCGUUCUUUUGGGAACCCCUUUGACUGGGGUCGGAAAGAGGACCGCAGCAGUUUGUGUGCUCCAGGGCAGAUGCUCACGAAAGGCAGAGCAGGCAAUGUGAGAUACUGCUACAUUCACUGUAAACCAAAAAGGAAACAGGACAGCGGUGAUGGUAUGAAAAGUAUGGACCUGCCCUACGUUGGAGAGGAUGAGGCCCUGUCCUGAUACAGAUGCUUUAAUAUGCAAGCUGGUAUCUUCCUGCCUGCAGCCAGACAACACAACAGCCCUUUACUCAGUUUUAAACUGGCAGCCCAUACAAAAUGCUUUCUUUGGAGGUGGGCAAGUGUGAAGGAUGCUAAAAGAAGGGAGAAGUUAAUUAUCUAAGGCACUUUGACACCAUUUCUUAACUUUUAUUCUGUUGUAUCUUUUUGUACAGCUUACUUGGGGUAGUGGGACUUGUGACUGUCAUGUAAACCUUCCAGGGGUUGAUCCCCAUGAACUUUAAACUUUCACCCAGUUUCCCCAACUCACUCUCCACGUUUUCCUAUCCUGCAUGCGUUUAUAGUCCCAGCAUGCUUUGUCUCAGGCUUCAACUGUACAGUUAUGGCGUUUUAUCAUAGUUUAGCCUCUUGUGUUUCUUCUUGUCUUUACUUGACACUCUUCAGGUAUGCAGGGCAUGGGAACGUGAGGUGGUGGUUAAAGGAGAAGGAUGGUUGUCUUCAACAUCAUCAUCAGCAUUUUCUGUAGAAGAGAAGGUUUCUUAACAAUGAUUGUCCGGUUCACUCUGCUUCAGAGUAGCAGUGCCCAAUUUUUGUAAGAUAUUUUAGAUUAGAUCUGUUCGGUUUACCCAAAAUGAAAAAGGGAAAUGAAACGUGUUUACUUGAUUGAAUGCAUGUGUUUUAUUUCUCAGUGCAGACACUGUAUAUGCUAUUUAUAAAGAGUCACAUACAGCUAAACAUCCUGGUUUGGCACUUUAAUUACCCAGUUUCUUAUUUCCUACAAUAAAUGAAGCUUUAAAAUUCUUGAUAAAGUGCUUAGUGAACAACCACAUUUGAAAAAAAAGAAAAAGGGAUUUUCAUUGCUAAUAAAACUAGUGCUUUUUUUUUAAAGUGAACACUUGUUUUUGAUUACCAGUUUUUAAACAAAUUGAGCUGCAGCAAAUUAAAUUAAAGAUAGCGAUUUACCAAAUGCAAAUUAAAAUAACAGAACAUGUUUUUUUUCUAAGCUGUAAAUCUUUGUGUUGUGAUACUGAGGAACAGAGCUGCACGUGUUAAUGCAUCAUGUAUUCACUCCACCUCUGAAAGUCGACGACUGAAAGCAGAAAAUUAUGGUGUUGAAAUUGUGAAUGUUUUUACUUGUUUUAUCUGUUCGUCUUGUAAGAGUUACUUGCAUUAUUUUAAAACAGCACAUUUCAGGACACCAAAAAAAAAAAGUGUGUUUUGUUAAGUAACCUAGAAAAAAAAAGAGUUUGACUUAUUGUUGAGAUGCCAGAGCUGGCUGCUACUGAAGUAAGGUUGAGACAGAGGCAAUUUGCAAAUGCAGACUUUUCUACAAAUCUAUGCAUGACAUAUCUGUAGAGGUCUUGAACUUAAAAACGUUGUCAUGUUUGGUCAGAAGUAAAGGCCACUCUACGAGUAUACGUUUUGUUUUUAUUCAUUGGUAUCUUUUAUUUAAGUUUCCAAAACAGCAAAAUAGAAAAUUUCACCCACUUUUAUUCCUUUUUUUAUAUAAACUUAAAUUGUAUACCACAUUAUCUCAAAGAUGUUAGCUUAGAUGUAGAUAAAGUCCUUGAAUGUGUCUGAAGUCUAACGUAGAAUACUGACACAGCAUUGAUUAAGACGUGUAUUGCUUCCACACACUUAUCAGUUCAGCACUAGUGUGUUGAAUGUAUGAGAAAAGGGACUGGACUCUUUUUUGUACUUGUUACUGUACUUGCAUGUCACUCUGAACUUUCCCUGCUGUAUGUCUGUUUUUUUUUAAGACUUGUACUAUGCACAUGAUGUGUCUUUAUGGUGCAAUGGUACACCCUGUCAGAUUGUAGUGAGCACACUCAGUGGUAAAAUUCAGAGUGCUGCAUGUGUUUAAAUGAUGCUAAUAUAUUAUUUUGUUCUUUUAUUUUUUCCAGGAGUAUUUCAUUAGAAAGGCAAUUUGGUUUUAGAUUGCCAUGAAAUGAAACUUGAUUUAGAAAUUCGACUCCAGCGACGAUUUAGUCAGAAAUGUAAUUGAAAAUGUCUCAGAUGUUGUGUGGUGGUGAUAGCACAUUUACAGUGUGACAGAUAUCCCACUCUGACAUAUUGAGAACCAAGAUGAGCAUAAUAAGGCAGAUAAAUUCUCUUUCCUUUGAGUAUUUAAUCCUCAGUGGUGAACCAGAAUUAACUGGAGAUUGUGAAUAAUGAAUACAGGGUAACAGUGUAAGCUACAAGAAAAAAUAAAAUAAAUAAAAUAGAUGAUGAAUAUUUUACAUUUUAAUAUUUAAACUCACAGUAUGUUUCAGUACACCUGACCAUUGAUGUCAGAAUUCCCGGGCUAGGUGAUUAUCUGCUGUUGUUCACAUUUUUGCAUACUUUGGUGUAAUUGAUUUUUCUAAGAGCUGUGCACGCUCUUUUCUACUAAAUGCAUGCAACUGUAUUGUCAUCGCAUGAGAGGUCCUUCACAACAGGGUGGGACCUUAGUUAUUCUACAAAUGCUGUACCUUGUUCAACAUUUAAAUAAAAUACCACUGCCUUUCGGUAAUGUCUUUGCAGAUGUUAAUUGUUCAGAUAAGUUCCCAAUGUGUUUACAGUUCCAGACAUUAGCCACUAGUGUGUGCUGUUUACUAUUACAUAUCUAAAGAUGAAGGGAAGAUUUCUGACUCGCAGGUUUACUCUCAUAUUUCACAAAACAACUUUUCUAUUUACAUCUCCUAUAUUAUCCUAGCUACUUUCAGUUUAUUGCAUUUAAUACAAAUUUUAAAUUCAAACAAUGAAUAUUUGUGAACAAGAUUUCCUAAAAUGGAAAACUUUGUAUUUAAAUGUUAAAAAUGACUUAAAUGUUGCCAUUGUUUAAGCCAACAAAACUAAAACUAAAUUACAGAAUGUAAACAAUGUGGAUUAAGAAAAUAAUUUAGCAUGAAAAAGAUCAAAUUUGUGUUCUUCAAUGAUUAACUCCCCCAAUUUAAUGGUAAAUGUCUCAGAUCUGGUAUAGUACGCAAUGCUGAACAGAAAUCAGUACAUUUGAUUAACUUUUCCUUAUUUAUGUCUCUGCUGCAACAUUUCGACUGGAGAUCACAAACAUGUUAAUGUUUUUUGUCUCUUGUAGCCUCAGCUAUACUUAUGAGUAAUGCCUGUCAUUCACACCUCUGGUGGUUUAAGUUAUCUCAAAAAAAAAAAAAAAAAAAAAAGCAUUAUUUUGUGCAAAUUUUAUUA
Messenger RNA from Melanotaenia boesemani (Boeseman's rainbowfish), 5352 nucleotides. Its product is annotated as calcium/calmodulin-dependent protein kinase kinase 2. The record is from RefSeq and is a predicted model, not a curated record. The transcript is spliced from 18 exons. Bases 386 to 2173 code for a protein of 595 amino acids. NCBI's taxonomy places the organism in Eukaryota, Metazoa, Chordata, Actinopteri, Atheriniformes, Melanotaeniidae. Gene Ontology annotation, molecular function: ATP binding; protein kinase activity. Gene Ontology annotation, biological process: protein phosphorylation; CAMKK-AMPK signaling cascade; activation of protein kinase activity.